AUGUCUGCUUUAUCGACGGUACCCAUAGAAUUAUGGUGCAGUCCCAUGGAUGCGGAACCUGCAGAAUGCGGAAUUGGCGGAACAAACUCUGUCCAAUCACAGACAUUCCGUCAAUUGCGUUCCGCUAAAAUGGAUUUUCUAAUGUCCCAUGGAGCGGAACUUGCAGAAGCGCAAUUGGAGUUUAGCCAAUCACAAGAUUUUUCCCAUAGAUCCUUCUGUAGUAUCUAUCGGAAUAAUAAUGCCACCUUAUUUGAAGCGUUAUUAAUAUUGGUCGGACCAAUCAUCGCAAAAAAAUAUAUUAUUCGCGAACCUAUUUCGCCUGAUACUCGGCUUCAAAUUACACUCCGCUAUCUAGCAUCAGGGGAUAGCAUGAAAUCUCUGUCAUAUUCCUUCAGGGUCGCACACAACACAAUCUCAAAAAUUAUAUCUGAGACUUGUGAAGUUAUUUGGAUUUGUUUAAAAGAUACAAUUUUUAUAAAAGACAAUGAAGAGAGUUGGGCAACUGUAGUCUACGAAUUUGAACAAUUAUGGAACUUUCCAAAUUGUAUAGGAGCCAUCGAUGGAAAACAUGUUCAAAUCCAGGCUCCAGCAAACAGCGGAUCAACGUAUUACAACUACAAAAGUCAUCAUA
Molecule: messenger RNA, 631 nt
Organism: Harpegnathos saltator (Jerdon's jumping ant)
Lineage: Eukaryota; Metazoa; Arthropoda; Insecta; Hymenoptera; Formicidae
Exons: 3
Source: RefSeq, a predicted model, not a curated record